AUGAUCGAGCAUAAUGGAAGUCAACAUCAAAACCAUAACUCUGCCCUUCGUACUGCACAUAAAGGUACUCUUUUGGAGAUGAGGAUGGGGGCGGAAUUUGUAAGAUUUCAGAGAACAGUAGACAUCAGCUAUAAGAAGCCAAAUAAUAUCAGGGUCGAUAGAUGCAAGACCUUGAAGGGCAUUUACAGAUGCAUCACGGAGACCUUGGAGGGCAUUUAA
Molecule: messenger RNA, 219 nt
Organism: Prunus armeniaca (apricot)
Lineage: Eukaryota; Viridiplantae; Streptophyta; Magnoliopsida; Rosales; Rosaceae
Source: the annotation of a GenBank genome assembly